UUUUUCGCCUUCUUGAGCUCUCAGUCGAUCGGUCGAUUUUCUCGCGCAAAUCGGAUCCCGUCUGGUGUGUGCACUACCCCUCGUUGGCAGAGCUGUUUUUGUGCCAUCAAGUCAGCCCGGAGAAGCCAGGAACCCGUGCUUGUCGUCAGUUUCCGCUGUGUUUGUGGGUCUGGUAACUCUGAACAGGAAGACACGCGCCGUGGGAGACGUCUGAGCUGAGAGAGGAAACGACUGUGGCUUCUUGGUCAUCCUCAGAAUGACUGAGUUCUGGGUUUGUUUCAGCUGCUGCAUUGCAGAGCAGCCACAGCCUAAACGGCGACGACGGAUCGAUCGCUCCAUGAUCGGCGAGCCAACAAACUUUGUUCACACCACACACGUAGGCUCAGGAGACAUGGGCAUGGGAUUGGCAUCGGUGGACCUGGUUCAGACCCAGAUGAAAUCGAAAGGGGGAUACGCGCAUGCAGGCUCGGGAGGAUCUCAGUUGUAACAAGCUCUUCAGUCUUGUGGAAACUACUGUUGUUGAUAUGAGGAAGAAUUUUAAAAAAGCAGUUCAGUCCGUAAUGGACACAGGACCAAAAGAAGAGAAAAAGAAAACUACUGCUUUUCCAUAAUGUUGUAUAUAUUUUUAUUUUCCAUUCCUUUUUUUUUUUUUUAAAAGAAAAAAAAAUGAAAGCACUGCUAUCCAUUUGCUGCCAUACUGUUGCACUGUAAAGAAUAGCUGUUAGAUAAGAGGGUUUAGAAAGCUCAUGAUUUCAGUCAGACGUAUGCUUGUGUGUAUGCAUGAGGAAAAAAAAAAAUAUUUUCAAAAAUACUUGCUGUUGUAGCCUGUUUGGAUGCCUGUAUUUAUUAUCUGAUUCGCAAACGGACCUCACGGUGGCUGGGCCACGCUGGAGAUUUGGAACGUUCAGUUUCCUUCUUUAUUCUCAGAGGUUUAUCAAAGGACAGGUAGAGGGAGCAAAGCGAAGAGCGACGCGUUGGCCGUCUCGUUCCGGGAACACUCGCAGAUCUCUGAGCUGCUUUCAGGGUUGAAGAUUGCUGUUUUGUUACAAACUUGAACCGAGUAGAGUACACUGGACCGCACAUUGUACACUCACACCUGCUUAGGAAUUUCGCAUUGAUUUCAACAGUUUUUUUUUUUAUACUCAUUUAGAUGGAAUCUUAGAAUUUUAGCAAACUAUGAGCCUCUUAAUCUGCCUUCUGAAAUCAUGAAUUUUUUUUUUUUUUUUUUUACUAGCACAAUUUGGAAGUUUUAAUGCUACACGAGCUAAGUUUAGUUUUUCUAAGAACUUUAUGUAUUCGUUCUCCCCCCCCCCCCCCCCCCCAAAGCCUGUGUACCAAUAGUAGAGCAAAGCUUAAGCUUGGGCGCAACCAAAUUUCUGCUGCAAACACUGUCACAAAUGUGGCUAUAACACAAUUGUUGUACUUGACUUGAUCUAUGUCCUGUUUUUUUGUUUUUUUUUUUCUUCUCCUUCUUUCUGUAUGCUGUUAGUUUGUACACACUGGUUCAGUUCUAUUUUUUUUCCACCAGGAGGCAUCAGGCUGCAUUCAGGUGCUAUUCCAGUUGUGAAGUUGGUCUUUGAUGCUGUUCAAGUGCUUUUAAAUGCGAAUGUAGACUAAACAAAGACGCUGUGGCGACUUAUGAACAAAACAUUAACUGUUUUGUGUGAGUUGUAAGUUACAGGUUAAUAAAAGGAAAAAAAAAUCAAAGGUUUUUGUAAAAAUCUUAAUCUAUUUACCAAACAACACUGACUUAUGAAACAAUAUAUAUCAUAACAUAAAAAAGCUUAUGAAUGUUCCCCUGUCGUGCUUGUCAUGUCCACUGUUGCCCUCCUCGUUUGGAUGGCACCGUCAGUCCACCAGUUAAGACUUUCUUUCAGUUUGGAGUUAAACUUUUUUUUUUCCCUACGACACAUGAAUGCAGCAGUGAUGCUUCUUUCCGAGCAGGACAGCCAUGACUCUCAAAGAUGUUCCCAAAUGUCCUUUUUGUAGCAGUGUUUGCGGUUAGAUCGCUUAUAAAUAAGAUUUUAUGUGAUGUUAAUGUUAUUUUUGUCAAAAUUACAAGAAGUAUUGACUUGCCUUCUCACCCUCUAUGGACAAGAUAUUCCCAAUUUGCCAAUUUUUUUUUUCCUCAAAGUCUCUGCUUUAUUUCCUCACGCACAUAUAAUUUUUCUCUCUUAUUAAAAAAAAUAAAAAUUAAAAAAAAAACAAGGCAGCUCUUUGUUGCUGGAUAAUGUUGGCUGUCACAGUUAUAUCAUUGAGCACAAUUAGAGCUAAGAUCUUUAUAGGGACUCAUGCAUUUUCAUCCUGUAGUGUUAUCACAGUGUUGUCUAAAAUUUCCAAACCUGGCUCUUGUUAAAAAAAAAACAAAAACAAACUGGAAUGGGUAAGGUCGACGGCGGCGAGCAAACCAGCAGGCCUGGAUCUUUAAAAACACGUGAUUGUUUGUUCUCAAUGUACUUCCCAUGAUUGACUAUUCUAAUAACAGAAUGUGUUGAAUGUAUUAAAUGGAGCAUGUAGAUCGGUGUUACACGCGUGCUAAUUGUCAAAACCAUUCAUGGUACAAAGAGAAUGAAAUCAUUGGUGUUGGUACCAGGCGGGGCGUAAAGUCCCCCUCUGGUCAGAGUCACAUGUGUAAACGUGUACGGCCUUAACAUGAAGGUUUCAUGAGAUUCAUCCGUUUUAGAUAUUGUCACAUAGUUCCUGUUUCAUUGUCCUGGUGUGAAAUCGACCAAACUCGCACAUGAAGUCAUGCUUUCUUUUCCAACUCUGGGUUCUGUGCUGCAGUUACUGGGACUGCAGUAAAGUUAUGUGACCAGCAGGCUUUGCUAGUGGACGGCUUGAAUGUGACUUAAACUAAAUGUUUCACUUUGGGAUUCCUGUCAGAGGACUUAUUUUGUGAUGAUAUUGUAAAUACAGAAAAGUGAUGGAUCCAUGGUUUAUAUGUAUUCAAAUUUUUUGGUUACUUUCCUGUAUAACAUUACAGGGAAGGUAGAGUUGGCACAGUUCCCCCCCCCCCCCCCCCCCAGCCCCCCCCCAGCCCCUCCAAAAUCUGCCGAAUAUGUAGUUCCCACUUUAAAGGGAAAGUCAUCUGUCUUUUUCUGCAUUUUUUCAGAAUAAACAAAUAAAUGUUAUCUGUUGAUGUUUGACCAGC
This is a messenger RNA of Salarias fasciatus (jewelled blenny), 3151 nucleotides long. RefSeq names its product CDC42 small effector 2 (gene cdc42se2). Lineage: Eukaryota; Metazoa; Chordata; Actinopteri; Blenniiformes; Blenniidae. Gene Ontology annotation, biological process: regulation of Rho protein signal transduction. The coding region runs from base 257 to 487 and encodes 76 amino acids. The record is from RefSeq and is a predicted model, not a curated record. Gene Ontology annotation, molecular function: small GTPase binding. Gene Ontology annotation, cellular component: plasma membrane. The transcript has 5 exons.